AUGGACACCUCGCGCAUCGACCGUAAUGUCAAGGGUCUGUCUGAGAAGCUUCUCCAGGGAUGGGUCCUCAUGUCCGACUCGUGCCCACUGUCUGGCUGCAAUGUCCCGCUGGUGAGCAACAAGGACGGGAGGGCGUUCUGCAUCAACUGCGACAAGUUUGUCGAGGGGGACAAGGCCGAGGCCGGGUCGGGCUCGGGUUCGGCGCCGCAGGCUGUGUCUACGCCGGUGGCUCCGCGAUCGCAGGCAGGCGGAGGUGUGGGAUCAGCGGUGCCGUCGCCGCAGCUGUCAGACAUCAAGAAGCCGAGCACAGCAGCGGCUGGAAAGGGGAGUGCCGAGGUAGCGCGCAAGCCCGAGGCGCUGUUUGGCGACGACGCCUGGUCGCCGCCGUCCGAGGAGGAGAUGAUGGUGUUGCGGAAGAAGCGCGAGAAAGCUGAUCAAGCGUCGCAAGAGAUCGCAUCGCGCCUGCUCAAUGGAUGGUCGCUGCUCAACGAGCACUGCCCCAACCCCGAGUGCUCGGUCCCGCUUGUCGGCAACAAGGAGAAGGAGAUGUACUGCGUUUCGUGCCACAACUGGGUCAUCCAUGAGUCGCAGUAUAACCCGGUGACCCACUCGCCCAUGCGGCCGAUUGCGGACGGAGCGAGCACGUCGUCGUCUGCGCCUGCGUCUGCGCCUGCGCCUGCGCCUGCGCCUGCGCCUGCGCCCGCGCCCGCGCCUGUGGUCGAACCGGUUAAGGCCAAGGCAGCGCCUACGGUGAUUUCUCGGCCGGCUGGCGCAUCGCGCGAGGACUUUUACAACCAGAUCCUUGCGUCGGCGUCAGCAUCAGCACCGGCACCGGCACCGGCACCGGCACCGGCGCCGAGCUCAUCAGCAUCGGCGUCAUCGGCGCCCGUGCCGGUGGCGAGGACCACACCGUCGCAGACCCUUGCUUCGUCAGCAGCAGCAGCCGGCUCUGAGGCCGGAACUGUUGACGAGCUCCGUGCCGAGCUCUUUGCACAGCUCACCCACGCCCGGGCUUCGCUGAGCUCGCCGUCCGCCUCUGUCGCCCAGCGGCGGGAGCAGCUUACCUUUAUCCGUGAGAUCCUUGACACCAUUGUCGCCGUCGAUGCUGUCUCGGCCACCCUUUAG
Messenger RNA from Thecamonas trahens ATCC 50062, 1125 nucleotides. RefSeq lists its product as uncharacterized. Bases 1 to 1125 code for a protein of 374 amino acids. NCBI's taxonomy places the organism in Eukaryota, Apusomonadida, Apusomonadidae. The transcript has 2 exons. The record is from RefSeq and is a predicted model, not a curated record.